Molecule: messenger RNA, 5348 nt
Organism: Ornithodoros turicata
Lineage: Eukaryota; Metazoa; Arthropoda; Arachnida; Ixodida; Argasidae
Product: glutamate receptor ionotropic, kainate 2-like
Exons: 15
Coding region: 327-3122 (931 amino acids)
Biological process (GO): synaptic transmission, glutamatergic; modulation of chemical synaptic transmission; monoatomic ion transport
Cellular component (GO): plasma membrane; postsynaptic density membrane
Molecular function (GO): glutamate receptor activity; transmitter-gated monoatomic ion channel activity involved in regulation of postsynaptic membrane potential
Source: RefSeq, a predicted model, not a curated record
AGCUCUAGUGCUCUUCCGGACCCCACGUGCGACUCAUGCUCAUUUGAUCGUAUACUAGUCACACUUUAUGCUCACGUUUCCUGAUUGUUCCCGUCUGAUUACCGAAUAACAGCUUUGCCGAGAGAUCUACGGCAGUUUUACGAGCAUACGAACUUCAGGGAUACUUGCGUGUUUUGAUCGCAAGAUGACAGUGUGGUGAUUUAAAAGUGGAACGGAAACUUGCCGCUGCUUAUUCUUUUUCCUAUCUCUCUCUCUCACUCUCUCCUUUAUGUGUUUGUGUGUAGCUAUUGUUCCGUAGAGCGUCUGCUUCAUUUACCUGGAUUGACAUGGUCCAGCCGAAGUGGAAUUGCGUAAACAAUGUUUGUGUGUGGAUCGUAGCUCUCGCCUGCUUUGGCCUUCAUGCUGUUGCCUUGCCAGACACGAUAUACGUUGGUGCUAUUGUGGAAGGUGACGAGGACCGCGAACAAGAGCUGGCCUUCCGUUACGCUAUCGACCGCAUUAACAAAAACAACGCCAUUCUUCCUUCGUCCAGAUUGCAGCUCCUCACUGAGCGGCUUUCUUCCGACGAUCUCUUCCAUGCUUCUAAGACAGUGUGCCACCUCGUGGAGAAGGGAGUUCGUGCAAUGUUCGGCUUCCAGUCUCCUGGCUUCAGUGGCCUGAUUGAAGGGGCAUGCGGUUCUUUUAACAUCCCAUUCCUAAGGACGCGUUGGAGUGGAAUCGAAGAGAGCCCACUUAGGCCUCGAUCGUACACGCUGACUUUCUACCCUCAUCCCGAGGACAUCAGCAAGGCUUACCUAGACCUUGCGCAGCUGCUGGAGUGGCAGUCGUUCACUAUUAUCUACAGCAGUGAUACAAGAUUUGUUUACCACAAGGACGUAUUGAAGUACUCACUUCAUCCUCCAGCCAAAGCUAAUCUCAUCCUAUGCUGUGAACAGGAAAACAGUCUCGAGAAUGUUUUCAAGCUGCUACGUGGAAAGCGCGAACAGCGGAUUAUUCUCAAUCUACCGCACGAAGACCUCAGCGCAUUCUUUUCGAAGGCUGCUGAAGAGUCAAUGGCAACGGAGCACCAUGAAUACAUCGUUACAACGCUGGACGUUCAUACCCUCAACACAACAGCAUGGCGGGGACUCGCAGCUGCUGUGUACGGGCUCCGCAUUCUAGAUCCGCAGCAGCCUGAAGUUCGUAUCGCGAUUCGAGACUGGAAUUUUGGCGAACUUUUGUUCGGCAAGCGCGUCGAUAGAACAACCAUUAAGACGGAAACCGCGUUAAUAUAUGACGCCGUGGCCCUGCUUGCAAGAUCGCUGCACGACCUCGACGGCUCUCAGACGAUCUAUGCAAUGAACUUGUCUUGCUCGAAACCGGGGAUGCCCAACGUCUGGCCUCACGGACAUUCGCUGGUGAACUACAUGAAGAUGGUGCAGCUGAAAGGACUUACGCGAAAUAUUCGCUUGGACGAAAAUGGGGAUCGGAGAAACUUUUUGCUGGACGUUCUGCAGUUUCAUGACGGAGAGUUUAUCAAGGCUGGGAGUUGGACGUCCUCGCAGGGUUUAAUAAUUGGGAACAAGAGUGAUGACUGGAGUUCUCCUCGUCCGCACUUUCGUCGCCGGCGGCUCGUCCGUGUCACCACCAUCGUCAAUCUCCCGUACGUGACACUUGAAAAGCAGAUUCGUCUCAACAACAGCAGUUCUUCCCAUCAGUUCGGCGGAUUUACAAUGGAACUCCUCGACAUUCUUGCCCAGUCAAUCGGGUUUGACUACCAAGUUCAUGUGCCCAAGGACAACCAGUACGGCAGCAUGACAAAACAAGGUACCUGGACGGGCAUGGUACGAGAAGUUUAUGAAAGGGAAGCUGACCUAGCGGUGGGAGACCUCAGCGUUACACUGGAACGCAUGGAAUACGUGGAGUUUACAGCGCCGUUCCUAAAGAACAGUCAAGGGUUGCUCUAUAAGAAUGUGCUCUGCGAGAGUGAGAACCUGCCGUACUUUCUCCAGCCGUUGUCCGUAGAGGUGUGGUUCUACAGCCUGACGGCAGUGUUGGGGGUGAGCUUGUUGCUGUCACUUUUGGCGAGAUUGAGCUGCGAAGAGUGGGUGCUGCCAUCAUCGCGUUGUCCGAGAUGGGACGCAGCUGGAGGUGACGGCUCAAAGAGGAUUCGCAAUCGUUUCACCCUCUUAAACAGUUUCUGGUUUGUGCUGGCGUCCCUCAUGCAACAAGGCACCGAUGUCUUACCUAGAGCCAUCGCCACUCGUGUGGUGGCUGUCGUGUGGUGGCUGUUCGCCAUCGUCCUCCUGUCAUCCUACACUGCCAGCAUGGCGUCGCUGCUCGUCGCUGAGAAAUUGCAGCUGCCAGCCAUUCAGAGUUUUCAAGACCUCGCUAAGCAGUCUCGAAUCACAUGUGGCUGUGUCAUCGAUGGACCGGCGAGAAGUCUUUUAAAGGGGUCAGCUGACCCUCACCUACGAAAGCUAUGGUCGAUGAUCGAAAUGGCGAGUCCGUCGGUGUUCGCCAGAUCUCUGCACGAGGGCAUCGAAAGAGUCAAGAAAGAACCUCAUUACGCUCUCAUCAUGGAUACCCAGACGAUAGACUACUUGGUGCGGAGGGAUUGCUGCCUUAAGCAGCUUCAAGGGACCCUGGAGUCCGGAGGCUUUGCGUUCGCCACGCACAAGGGUUCACCACUAGCCCGAGCCAUUACGAGCGAGAUUCUCAAGUUGGAACAACGUGGGACUCUACGCCUCUUACGGGAACGUUGGUGGAACCCGUCCGGGAAGAGCAGUCCUGGUUCGAUUUCAUUUCCAGAUGGUUCAACAGCCGACGCUAGGACCAGUCGGGAAUCUAGUCCCCUCUCAGCAUCUCAGCUUCGACCCCUCUUGCUCCUCCUCAUGACGGGGUGCGUCCUGUCUUUCAUCGUUCUCCUCGUCGAGUGCCUUUGGGAAGGCAGGUGCUCAACACGGAAAGAACAGGGGAAGAUUUGGAAGCACGUCCGACGAGGUAUAAGAACAUCAGAAUCUGUGCAGGAUUCCACGCUCAUUGUUCUCGAACCUCCGAAGGAAUUCCGUGAUGCGGACGAAGCCGCAAUGACGUCAUGCACCAACUACAGUGCGGAGUGCACGUUCUCCGGUGCUCGAUAGGAUCAAUAAACUUUAGAACCAAGCGUACGACGAAGGGCAAUGAAAGUUUUGGGUGCCACUCCACGCCACGAGAAGAGAGAAGGAAAACGUGACGGAACAGUGGGCAGUGUCACUGUGUUUUUCCAACGCAGAAUAACCUCAUUUGCAUCAGGAAAGACUACAGCUGUCGCCUGUGCGGAAUCACAUGGUGAUGUAUCAUCAUUACAUGAUUACAGUCAUGAUUACAGCAGAAGUACCUGCUACCAAUGCUACGAGCAACACUGACGUUUUCUUUGACUGUGUGGGAUGCUUGAGUGUGCGCAGAUGGAUUGAAUUGUGUUGUUCCGCAGCUGAAGAUAUGGCAAAGAAAUAAGGUCUGCUUUGUUUACAAGAGUUCAAAACCACUUAUGUGCCCUUCUGUGGCCGUUAGUAUGUUAUUACGUUAGUGCGGCCUAUGCAUAAUGGAGCUUGCAUGUUUCGCAAUAUUUACUGACUAUCUAAUUGUGAAACUGGUAUAUAAAAAAAAGAACAUUCCGUUUAGAAGGCAAGCGGUGAAAUGAAAUAUAGUACAAAGUAUGAAGCACCUCGAAGAAAACUUUAAGUUUAAUAUGCAAGCUUUCGCGUAGUGCCUACGCUUGCUCGUGCACGCUUGUUCAGGUAUAAGAAGCGUAGGCUCUACGCGAAAGCAUGUAUAUGAAAGUUUUCCUCAAGGUGCUAUAACAACCUGGCAUGUCCUGCAAACAACCAGCCAGAGCAUGAUAUUGGACAGCUCAGAGUGUUGUUCUAAUUCACGUCCAUUGUGUUCAUACAACAAUACUUUUGCACCUUGGCAAAGUAAAAGCGCACUCUCAUACAAUAGUGAAAGCGCUUCAUGUUGCGUUCCAUGGCGUACACGCGAACGUUAACUAACCAUCGCUGGUUAGGGUAACGAGUAUGGUAAUCCAAUUAACAUGUCGUUACUUUGCGCACGCGCAUUGGUGCCUAUUGUGCCGAUUUACUGCGCGUCAGUAAAUCAGACCUGCUAAGUUCUAUCGAAAGCUCCUGAGCUGAAGACUUGUCAAGUUCACAAAACUGCACGUGGUAUACAACCUGGUAAAUUGCCUCGGAAGCGAUGGCGGUAGGGCAAGGGUGAAGUCUGGGUGGAAAUUCUGGUGUUGCCCGCUAAAAAUGUUGAUCCAUCGAUGCAUUGCACAGGUUACAUGACUGCGAGACAUGCAUGCGACCACCGACCGCGAAUUCAUGCUUGUGCAAUCUCUAUCCGAUCAGAUAUGGUGCUUGCGUUUGUUUGUCUGCUUACACUUCAUGCUAUGGUUCAAGUGUCGGUCACGGGCAAUGCGGGAUUGGUUUCCUGAGCUAUUAUGAAGAAUCGUAAAUGUACUUGCUGUCCUAAGCUCCUAUUUGUCUUGAUCUACGAUCAGUAGACUAGGAACCGUGCUGAAUACCACAGCUAUUUUUAGGUCACUGCACGUGACAUGGGAUACACUCAUGCUCGUGCAUGCGGUCCUUACUUGAGACAUCUCACACAAUAUAUUAGGGUCUUAUCGGAAAUGCACACUGCCGUCCCAAGAGAUCGUUGGAUUAGUACUCACAGUUGAAUAUUUCUGUCAGUAGUGUGUCAAGCGCACGACUUUGGCUCCUGCAAUGGCUAUUGCAUUAGCCUUUGCAACGGAGGUACAUACGUGUUUAUUAAUGUUUAAAGCGACAGUCCGAAACCACAUUAAAGCUAAAUGCCACGCUUCCUUAUGAUGUUCAAAUUUACAUGGCGAAAUAUUUCAAUUAAAACCGCGGCUAAUUAUUUAUAGUCAAAAUUCAUAGCGAGGGCUUUCGCUGGCGCGGCUUGACUGUCAGUGGGUUUCGGUUUUUGAUUCUGCCAAGCGGUCAAACGACUCAUUCGAGAUUUAACCUACUGUAUCAUAUCUCAAGAGGCCAGUUUCAGUAGCUCAUGUUUUUGUCACAGUAAAACCGGAACCAGAUGUAAAAAUGCCGUUCAUUUUUGUAAUUUAUCCCUGAAACUACAGGACGCUUUGGGGGAUGAAGUUUUUCAUGUGGCAUCAACACAUAUACCUCAGAGUCGAACAUAUUCUCAAAAUCAUACCAUGGCCCUAGACUGUCCCUUUAAACGUGCCUUUUGUGAUUUUCAAUGUUUGUGGAUUUCCACUUACAACAGUGCCUUUAAUUACUGGUGUCACAAUUGUUGCCCAGUAGUCGCUGUUACAAAUAAAGUCGCACGUACAAAUAUGUCUUUCU